Messenger RNA from Octopus sinensis (East Asian common octopus), 3857 nucleotides. RefSeq names its product epidermal growth factor receptor kinase substrate 8-like protein 2. Gene Ontology annotation, biological process: Rho protein signal transduction; regulation of Rho protein signal transduction. Lineage: Eukaryota; Metazoa; Mollusca; Cephalopoda; Octopoda; Octopodidae. The transcript has 5 exons. The record is from RefSeq and is a predicted model, not a curated record. Bases 27 to 419 code for a protein of 130 amino acids. Gene Ontology annotation, molecular function: actin binding. Gene Ontology annotation, cellular component: plasma membrane.
AAUGAUGAGAAUUGUGAAGAUGAAGUAUGGACAAUAUUGUUUGUGAAAACACAGGUAUGGACGUAGUUGACAAUAUUGUCGCUCAAAUAGAUAGCACACACAUUACCAAUGACUAUGAGCACAUGCAACAGAACCGAAAACCACGCUCAUCUAGUAUUACUUCAACAUCCAACCAACCGGAAGUCCGUGCAUGGCUUCAAAGAAAUGGCUUCACAUCUAAAACCUGCAAUAUUCUCUGGAAAUAUGAUGCCCGCGAGUUGUUCUCUUUAACAAUGAAUGAACUUGAGCAAAUGCUUGGUUAUGAGGAAGGUUACAAACUUCAGUGUCACCUGGAUGGUCACAAGCAUAAGAAGAAACUGGGGUAUGCUAAUGAAUUGGAAGCUGUUCUACGAUUCCGCAGGGGACCACCGGAAAAGUAGAUAGGAAAUGAAAACCUGUUAAUUUCAUCAUUCUUUUGUGAACCUAAGCGAUGAAACUGCUUUUUAAUUAUAACUAUGAAGUUGUUUGUAAUAAUGAUAAGUAUUAUUAUGGUAAAUAUCAUUAUGAUGGCGAAGAAAUAUACAAUGUUGAGAAACAGUCCUGAAACGUCUGAACAUUGUUAGGAGUUAAACAUAUCCUUUUUUGUUUGUAGUAUAUAUAUUUUAAUCUUUAACUAGUUUUUGUCAUUGGAUUGCCGUCAUACUAGGUAAUUAUGGCCUUUAAGCGGGUAUCUUAAUCGAUUUUAUUGAUCAUAGUACUUAUUUUAAAUCUGGUGCUGGUCUUAUAGAUAUCUAUCAAAUAACUAGGAUACAGGGUUUUUUAAAGGGUAAAAUUCGACAUACUGGUAAACAUUAAUGCUACGGACACAGACACGCACAGACAAACAAUAAGAAAUAUCGAACAACCACACACACAAAUAUGUGUGUUAGUGUGUAUGUGCGCACGCGCAUAGCACAUGCAGAGCAGAGCAAAAUACGUGACUCACUCGUCUUUCUUUCCUGGUCAUUAGCCAACCUCAAAUUUUCCACCGUCUCUCUUUCUCUUCUUUCUUGAUACUGAUCAACCAUCCACUGUGUAAUACCCCGUUUCCCUUUUACUAGAGAUAGGCAAGACGGUGGUUUUUCAGUAUACGACCGCAUUCUUCCCGUAUCACGUUACAUAACCAAAUUACUUCCGUCUUUAACAAUUAACCAAACCAUUUCCGCUUUUAACAAUUAACUGAAGAGUUUGUUUUAGUUUGCCGCAAUUUCUUCACUUUUUCUUUCCUAACACUCUUUAGUUCGAUCUUCCCCUUCUCCCUAUGGAAUACGACCCAUCAUACUAUUAAACUUCAAAGGUCAUAAUCUUUGAUCUCUUUCUCACUCUCAACAUUCAACAUCCAUGCUUUGCUCCCAUAAAGUGCAAUUGAAAUUAUUAUUGCUCAUAAAAAAUUAGUUCUCCUUGUUAUUGUAAUCUUUUUUAUUUUACCUGACUGGUAUAAUUUUACUAAAGCCCCUGCAACUGGGUCUAUUCCGCCAUUUUAUGUCUUUGACCUCACAUCUUCUGAUAUUGUUCUGAAAUAUCUUAAAUCCAUGGCUAAUUUGAGGCUCUUCAUUACCCUUUCUCAUAGAUUGGCUUGUCUCUAUUUGUUGGUUCUUUUUUUUUUCAGAUCAACAUUAUACUGAUUCUUUUCGUAGUUAGCCAUGACGUUUUCUUACAUUGCUAAAUUUUCCCUAUCUUGUUCUUUUAAAUUUAUCAUAGCAAAAUGGAUAUCACUGGGAUCUAUAUCACCUAUUUUAGUAUUCCUUCCAAAUGUUUGACCUCAGGUUAACCCUGAUAUUGGAAACCUGUGACAUCUUGAUGUCUCUAGUCAGUCUAGUCAGUCAUGAACAGAAUCUAGUCAUGAACAAAGUCUGCCUCUAGUGAUGAACAAUAUAUUUGAGGCUUCACAAAGUGACAUGCCUCGUCCUGUCAAAAAUCUAGUCAUUACGAAGUGAUGAAGAUGGUUAAUUACACCUCAAAGCGAUAUCUCUAGAUAUGAACCAACCUUCAAAGUCCUUAUACUUGCUAGAAAUCAAUCUCUGAUCACUUGUUGACAAAGUGACAUUAUAAAUACUGGACAGUUAAGUCAGAACCAGAAAAUAUUUCAGAUUCGAUCAAUUUGCUAACUAUUUACAUGACAAAUUACGGUCUACAUUGCAGUACCAGUCAUAUGUAAGGGAUGAUGUUUCAUACACAAUGGUUUUUCGACCAAGUGUGUCUAUAGACUUCAACCACCGGUCCACAAAUGUGCUGUUUCUUCAAUAGCUAUAACACCACUGACCUGUAAACUUCCUCUCUCUGUUUCUUCUUCCGCUAUUACAUCACGAAUCCAAAGAUAAACUGUUUCCCGUCUCUAAUUCUUCUACCACUGCUACACUAUUAUCUCACAGAGAUAUUAUCUUCUGUCUACCCCCUUUUCUAGUGCUACACCACUACCUCAUAGAUGUGCUGUCUGUCUGUGUCAUGCUGCUAUUACAAUGUAAUGUGUCUCUUCGAAACAGUUAAAUACAUCCCCAUCUACCCAGGUAUACUGUUAUAGCCCUCUCUUCUCAUACCUCCUCCUUUUUUUAUUUUCUGUCUUACUUCCCAUACACAUAUACACACGCACACAUACACACACACACGCACGCAAACACACACACACACACACACACACACACACAUACAUACACACACACACAAACAUAUGGUGGCCUAGCUAUUAGACAAGAUAAAUCCUUGCUUCUUUGCAUCUAUUUUCGUGUGGAGAUUGAAGAGAAAAGCAAUUGAACACCCAUCAAGGAAGAUUAAAUUAUGAAAUCAAGAAUUCUCCUGAAUUAACAUGAGAUUAAGUAUAAAAAAACAAACAAACAAACAAUCCCUUUUAUUUCUGGAGUUAAGAAGACGGCUCUAAGUAUUUGCUUCUGGCUAGAAACAUAAGACAUAAAAUAAAAAUUACGAAUAGCUUAUAUAAUUAUUGUAGCAUUAACGUAUUUAAAUAUUAUAUAGUCACAAAAUUAUAUCACUAACAUAUUUAUUCAUUCUUUCUGGGAGAUUCGAACGUGAACAUGCUGAUUGCUGUUGUAUUUCGUCAUAGGAGAUCAUCUCUUUUUAGCUUUUGUGUGUUCAUAACACAUACGAUUCAUUGAUGAGGUGUUUCGACCUUAUUGUGUGUCUCUUCAGUCAAAGCUAUAUCAGGACAAUGAAUCUAAACACGAGUUGUGGACCUUGUUUCUAGAAAUAAGCAAACAAAUUAUCUGCUGAUGCUUGCGAUGUUUACUAAAGAGAUAGUAAUUGAUAUGAUGCGCGCAGAACAACGAGAAUCCGAACGACAACGUAUCCUAUUCAUUCUUAAUACGUUCUUGCAGAUUCGAACGUAAACAUACUGAUUGUGAAUAGCUCGGUAACUGCCAAAUCGCUAAUGAUUCAUUGCGUGCACCUAAUAAAUUAUAUAAUUACUGAUGUUUUCAUAUAGAUUUAUAUUUAUACACAGACAUACACCCGUACGUAUACACUCACAACACACGCCCACACAUAUACACUCGCACACACGCAUACAGCUGUAUAACACACACGACAUAAAAUAAGAACAAAAAAAUUAUUCAUAUUUACUUUUAAAUUUGAUAUAAAAGAAUAUAAUCUUGCUAAAGUGUAUUCAGAAAGUCUCGUCCGAAUAAAAAAAAAAAGUGCAGCUAAUCGGUAUUAAUUAAUUUAUAACAUUAAUUUGGUUAAAUUUAAUUAAUUGAUAUCUAAAUUUGAGUGCUGCUCACAUGCAUGGGACGAUUUUACUGCUGGCUUACAUGCCAUAGACCACUUACAAAAGAUAAUGAAUAUUAUAUUAAAUAUUGAAUUUUUUUCUGAUCAAUAAAUAUUUUGCU